This is a messenger RNA of Annulohypoxylon maeteangense, 4384 nucleotides long. RefSeq lists its product as uncharacterized. NCBI's taxonomy places the organism in Eukaryota, Fungi, Ascomycota, Sordariomycetes, Xylariales, Hypoxylaceae. The record is from RefSeq and is a predicted model, not a curated record. The coding region runs from base 193 to 4170 and encodes 1325 amino acids. The transcript is spliced from 4 exons.
GCCAACUUUCGUCCGUUAACAAAAUCCGGCGUUCAAUUUCGCGACUCCCAAUUUUUCGACGUCGCACUUCUCAACCCUUUAUCUAAACCAUGUUAACUUGAACACCGAUUAUUAUAGAUAUUUGUCUCUCUUUCUCGUCGAGAAAUCGCACGCGAUUCAUCCCAACACGACGCGUUUCUUAACACAGCUGUGAUGGCCGGGCCGCGAAGGGCGCGUCUGCCCGUUGGCUCCGGGCCAUGGAUAUCAGAAGAACGAUCGUCUGCCAUGCAGAUUACUCAAUCGGAGGUGGAAGAAUUCUCUUUCUCGGCUAGGAACGACUUCGAUUGGUUAAACGAGCAUAUGGCAGAUAUAUUUAGUGAGAACCAGAUUAAUGUGGCAGAGAUAUUCAAGACUCCAGGUAAAUUAAGAGGCAAGACACCUCGAACUGUGCGCAAGAUAAACGCGGGAGAAGCUCGUAUUCCGCUCUCUGAUAUCUUUUCCGCCACACCUAAGGGAGCACCCAAUCCAUUUGCUAUACCUAAUAUCAACCGAAACAACUCACCCAGGAUCGAAAUUGCUGCUGAUCCUCAACCAUCGCCUUCUAAAAAAGCCGCGCCUGCGAGUCCCUUGAAGCACGUUGCUGCUCCGAAACCCGCAGCCCCAAAGCAACCCGCUUCUAUGAUUGAUUCCGGAUAUCAUGGUAGCCAGUCCCAAGACGCGAUGGACAUUGAUCACCCUAUCAUGGACGAUGAGGCAACGCUGCCAUUCAGCCAACAGGCAAACUCUCAGGAAGAUUAUAUGAACAUCCACUCCUCUGAUGAUCACCCUCAACUCGAUAGUUCAACUCGCCACUCAAUGAACCCUACAGUUGAGACAAACAUGGGUGAUGCCGAUACUCAAUAUUUCACCGCUCAUGUUGCCGCAACAGCUUCAUCUGCUAAAAUUGAUGUCCACCACGAGAGUACUACACCUGCUGGUUCUCCUUUGCGAUCCCCUAGCCAUGCUUCACUGAGGAAAUCUCCCAUGAAGUCACCUGCUGCUACAUACAUGCUUUCUAGCCCCAGAGAGCAUGGUGCUGAAAUCGAUGCAAUGGAAACUGUACUUGAGGAGCCAUCGAGAUCCUCUUCGGAUAGUCCAAGUCCGAUUCGACCUAUUGUUCGAAAGAGUAGUCUUAACUUUGCCUCCUUGCCUGAAAGGCAACCUAUCACCCAGAAGAGCAUAGGUAACCGUGUAUCACGAACUAGCCACCUUGACCAGAACCGAACUAGUUACUAUAACCGAUACACCGGAGGAAAAAGUUUGGGACGCGCUAAGCACGAUCUUACGGACGAGGAGAAUGAUGACAUGGAUAUCGAUGACGAUGCCGAUGAUGAUGUCGACGAUCCUUUCACUGGGAAGUCUCAAUCACAGGCAGUGCAGGAUAACGCGACCGUGCACAAUAAAACAUAUACCCAACGGCUUCAGGACCAGAUCAGCAAACUAGGCCAGCCGCAAACACAGGCUUCUCGAUCUUCGAAAUCGAUUCCGGAUCAGUCUGUUGCCCAAUCAAUGGUUCCUACAACUCAGGCCUCGCAGUCUUCGUCCCAAACAAAGCCGUUACCUCCGCUGAAGCAUACUACAACGACACCGGGUAGCUUCCCAACGGAUGAUGAAGAUGAUUGGAUCCAGCCACUUGGAACACCCGAGAAUGCUUCGGACGCUCGUAGUCCGCGGCCGGGAUUAGCUAAGAGUUACACCGCGGAUGUAAUGGAGGGUGUGUCUGGCAAGAUGACCGUUGGCGGAGGGGAUUUCGCUGUACCGAAAACUCGCCAACCACAGAAUAACCCCAAGUCUCCUGAGCGCCCAUCAGCUUUAGAACAGACAGGCAAGGCUCUAGGCCACCACAAAUCUGUAUCUGUUCCUGUAUUGCCAUUUCAGGGAUCCACAGAUGGCGAAGAUCUUAGUCUUAAGAAGACCAUCUCGGUAUCUAACCCCUCUCUGGCCAUUGUUCCUGAAACAGAGGGGCCUACCACGCCUAUGAAGUCGCCAUCGCGUGGCUUCAAGGAUAGCCCAUUGAAGCAGGUUAAGAACAAGUUGUCGUCAAUUCUCAAGAGUUCGAAGGGCCUGCUGGCAAGUAGCGCUGCCAUCAGUGCCGAAGGUAAAACCUCGCUUCUGUCACCAUCCACCACUCGAUUAGGUCUACACACUAUCGCUUCUUCCGAGUCUCUUGCAUCCCCUCGUAGAAUGGAGGCGCAACCCCUUUACCCAGACUUGUCUCGCCAUGCUACAGAACAGACUAUAGCAAGCGUUGCUAGUCCAACGCGCACAGAUAGUCGACGAACCAGGGCCUCGAUAGAGCGCGAGAAGGCCGAGGAAAAGCGAAAGGAAAGGGAGGCUAAGGAAGCGCGACGUAUGGCUGAGCAGAUGGAAAAGUUAGAGAAAGCUCGCGAGAAGGAACGUGAGAAGGCCCGCGUGUUUAGUAAGGAGCAAGAAAGAGUCGCUGCGAUGGAGAAGCAGCUUGCUACCCAGAAGGAGCAAGAAAAGAAGACCAUGCAAACCCCGGCCAAUCCAUCGAAAUCAGGUCUUGCGAGCCCGCGUAAGCCUGUUAAGGCUCAGCCAGCCAUCGCCAGUUCCGACGAUAACCAGACAGACGACAUUGAUAUGCUCGACGCUCCUACCACUAUGCCGCCGCCCUCUGUGCCUCGGUCGGCUAUUCCUCCCCCCUCUGUUACCAAAGGUCGUGAGAUCAAGCGGCCUACAAGGCCUGCAAAGGAGCCAAUCGUUAAAUCUAAGCAGGCACCUACUGUCAUUCGCGUUAAUAUGGGUUCACAACAUCCACAGUAUCAACCUUCGAACAAUGCUCUAGCAUCAAGUCUUCACGAGACAUUGGCUCAGCCCCAAUCUAAGCUUAAGUCUAGCCAGCCUGCCCUACAGACCAAGCCCUCUUUACAGAGUUUGAAGAGCUCAACAUCUUCUUCGGGACGACCUAAAGCCCUUGAAGCGGCAGCACGAAGAAAAGAGCAAGAAGAACGUGAGGCACAACGUAAACGCGACGCUAAGGCGGAAAUAGAGCGAAAGAGAGCGGCCAUACAAGAGGAAGAGAGGCGUCAGGAACAACAGAGAAAGGCUGAGGCUGAGCGACAGAGAGAGGAAGAUCGAAAGCAGGCUGCGAUGCAGGCGGAGGCAAAGAAGAACGCACAGCGACAAGCUAUGCUCGAGAAGGCUAAGCAGACUAGAGCGCCUCCGCCAGCUGCUCGAAGUCAGCCAAAUGGCCCCCCGGACUAUAGUCGACCGCCUUCCCGCCUGGCCACGAACGCUCAGCGAUCUCAGGAAGAUGCUGGACGCCCGGUCAACGCGGUAUUGUCAACAGCAUCUAAAGCUAAUACGAAGCGACCUUUGCAGCCGGACCACAACGAUGAUGGUACUCGCCAGACCGCAGCUCGUGGUGGCACCACCUACCAGUCUAAGGAAUCCAAGCGAAUUCGUAUGACUGACGAAUUUGAUGACGAGGCUGAGAUGGAGAAGCAACCGAGUCUCAAGGGGGCACCUGUACGCCCCUCUGGCGGUUACAAGAAGGAGUUGCCGACGAAGUCCAUGUUCCAGUCCGGGUACGCGAAUGCCUCGCUGAACGGCAGUAGAGAUCUGUUCAAGGCUACCGUAACCAAUCAACACAAUAGUCAUAUGAAGGUCGCACAUCCGUUAGAUAUGACCCAGCUUUCUAAGGGCCCCAUCCCCUUUGCACCCAACCCUAAUGCGGCUGGGCCAUCUUACAAGACGCCUGCACGUCCUCAGGGAGUCGCGGGCGGUAAGUCCACCGCGAAGUCGGCAACACGAUCUUCUCCCCGGUUUCAGAACGGCGAGUCUAUUGAGCUCCCAGAGAUCAACACGGACGAUGAGGAUGAUAGCGAUGAGGGUGGUGGAGGUGAUAUGAUCGCUUCCUGGGCCGAUUCGCCUAAUCUCCGCCAAGCACUGGUCGAGCAAGAAGGCAUGGAUCCUUUCCAGGUAUUCGGAGCACCGGCCCCUCUUAACAUGGAGGAGGUGUUUGCCAAGAGCAAGGAUCGGUUCCACAAGUUCCGUGCCAGAACUUCCAGCGCGAACUGGAGCGGUUCUGACAGGCUUACGGAGGAAGACAUCCGCAAGGAUCUUGCUGCCAGAGACAAGCUACGACGCGAUGGUGGGUGGUCCUAUGAGAUGAGUCGGGAUAUGGUGUAAGGCUAGCCGUUGAGAGGUACUCAAAGAAGGGAUGAAAAGACUCGUCAGGGUUAAUGGUUAUUGCAUCACAAGGUGUUGUCGGUCGACUUUGAUCAUGAUACGAAGGAUUCGGCUACGAAAGUCGAGGGGUCUGGCGUUUAAGGCAUAUGACAUAUCAUUAUAACAUGUUGGUAAGGCUGGAUUAGUCUAUCUCCAUGUAGGAGAUCAGUGUAGG